GAGGGGCCUGAAUUUCACUUUGUAACUUUCUGCGGAACCCGAGCCCGGGUGGCAGCUCCGGUGGUGGUAUCGUAUGCAAAUACGCAUGCUGACGUUACAGAUCAUGUGGGUUUUGGCGUAGAUUCCCCACUGAUCGAGGCAUUUUUCCCCCUUUUUUUUUUCUUUUUUCUUUUCUUUUUUCUUUUUUUCUUUUCUUUAUUUUUCUUUUAAAAAAUUCGACCAACCGUUCUCCGUACGGGGGGCUUUUUCUGUCGUCUGUCUGUCUGUCUGUCUGUCUGCCAGGCUGGCUUUCCCCCACCACCACCUCUUUCCCACGGAGCCCGAGUCGGGCGCCGGGUGGGGAGUGGGGAGUGGGUGGGGGGAGCCAGCAGAGUUCCAUUUUGGAACGCCCGUGCCUCGUCUCCGCGUUCCCAGCCCGGGUCCCCGCGUUCGCAGCCCCGGCGCAGGUCUCCAUGCACUGGCUGCUCUGGAAAUCCUGCUGCAAGAUUCCCACGAUGUAAGGAACCCGCAGACACUGAUAUGAAGCUGCCUGGUUUGCUCAGAGAUUGCUACAGUUACAAUUUUCUGUGCUGAAAUCCUUCUGAAACACUCAAAGGGAAGAAGACUUCAGCAUCCAAGGGAAGCCAAAGGCAUUUGAGAGGGAGUAAAGCCAAAAGCCAAGAAUCUCAGCAUCCUGUACAUACCCACUCCAAAAAGAAGCCGUUGUUCACAGGCAGGCACCAUGGCGAGCAAACGGAAGUCUACGACUCCGUGCAUGGUUCGGACAUCACAGGUAGUAGAACAAGAUGUGCUGGAGGAGGCAGACAGGGCCAAAGACAAAGGAACGGGCAUGCCACCGUCCGAUGUGACAAAGGAAAGCUGGGCAGCAGAACCUGAACACUCGUCCAAAGAAAAUGAAGUGGUAGAGGUGAAAUCUAUGGGGGAGAACCAGUCCAAAAAACUCCAGGGUGGUUAUGAGUGCAAAUACUGCCCUUAUUCCACACAGAAUCUGAAUGACUUCACGGAGCAUGUGGACAUGCAGCACCCCAACGUGAUUCUCAACCCCCUCUACGUAUGUGCCGAAUGUAACUUCACAACCAAAAAGUACGACUCCUUGUCUGACCAUAACUCCAAGUUCCAUCCGGGGGAGACCAACUUCAAGCUGAAAUUAAUCAAGCGCAAUAAUCAGACGGUUCUAGAACAGUCCAUCGAAGCCACCAACCACGUUGUGUCUAUCACUGCCAGUGGUCCUGGAAGUAGUGAUAAUGACCCUGGGGUCUCAGUAGGUAAAACCCCCAUGAUGAAGACAGGAAAGCCGAAGGCAGAUGCCAAGAAAGUGCCCAAGAAGCCUGAGGAGGCUGCCCCAGAAAACCACAUGGAAGGGACUGCCCGCCUGGUGACAGACACAGCUGAGAUCCUGUCCAGACUUGGAAGCGUGGAGCUCCUUCAGGAUUCACUGGGACACGUCAUGCCUUCCGUACAGCUGCCACCAAAUAUCAACCUUGUCCCCAAGGUCCCCGUCCCGCUGAAUACUACCAAAUACAACUCUGCCCUGGACACAAAUGCUACCAUGAUCAACUCCUUCAACAAGUUCCCUUACCCCACCCAGGCUGAGCUCUCCUGGCUGACGGCGGCCUCCAAACACCCAGAGGAGCACAUCCGAAUCUGGUUUGCCACCCAGCGUUUAAAGCAUGGUAUCAGCUGGUCCCCAGAGGAGGUGGAGGAGGCCCGAAAGAAGAUGUUCAAUGGCACGAUUCAGUCAGUACCCCCGACUAUCACUGUGCUUCCUGCUCAGCUGACCCCCACGAAAGUGUCACAGCCCGUCCUCCAGACAGCCCUACCAUGCCAGAUCCUUGGCCAGCCCAGCCUGGUACUGACUCAAGUGACAAGUGGGUCAACAACUGUCUCGUGCUCUCCCAUCACACUUGCCGUGGCUGGAGUGACCAACCAUGGCCAGAAGAGACCUCUGGUGACUCCUCAAGCUGCCCCUGAGCCGAAGCGUCCACACAUCGCCCAGGUGCCAGAGCCUCCACCCAAGAUGGCCAAUACCCCGCUCACCCCAGCUAGCGACCGCAAGAAGACCAAGUUGCAAAUUGCCCACCUUAAGGCAAGCUUCUUACAGAGCCAGUUCCCUGAUGAUGCUGAGGUCUACCGGCUCAUUGAGGUGACAGGCCUCGCCAGGAGUGAGAUCAAGAAGUGGUUCAGUGACCAUCGCUACCGGUGUCAGAGGGGCAUUGUCCACAUCACCAGCGAGUCCCUUGCCAAAGACCAGAUGGCCAUUACCGGCACCCGACACGGUCGCACCUACCACGUAUACCCAGACUUUGCCCCCCAGAAGUUCAAAGAGAAAAGCCAGGGACAGUUGAAAACCCUGGAAGACAGCUUUCUGAAAAGCUCUUUUCCCACCCAGGCAGAAGUGGAGCGGCUGAGGGUGGAGACCAAGCUGAGCAGGAGGGAGAUCGACUCCUGGUUCUCAGAGAGGCGGAAGCUUCGAGACAGCAUGGAGCAGGCUGUGUUAGAUUCCAUGGGGUCUGGCAAAAAGGGCUCAGAUGUGGUAGCCCCCAAUGGUGCUCUAUCUCGACUUGACCAGCUCUCUGGUGCCCAGUUAGCUGGUUCUUUGCCCAGUCCUUCAUCAGCAAUUGUACAAAAUCAAGAACAGGUUCACCUGCUCAGGAGCACUUUUGCGAGAACCCAGUGGCCCACUCCUCAGGAGUACGACCAGUUAGCCGCCAAGACCGGCCUGGUCCGAACUGAGAUUGUACGCUGGUUCAAGGAGAACAGAUGCUUACUAAAAACUGGAACAUUGACCUGGCUGGAGCAGUACCAGCGGCAUCACCUGUCAGAUGACCAUGGCCAUGAUGUUCUCUCAAGAAAAGCGGCAAAACAAGUUGCUGAGAGCCCAAAGAAUGGAAGCGAGGUGGCUCACCAGUAUGCCAAGGACCCCAAAGCACUCUGUGAGGAGGACUCCGAGAAGCUGGUCCCAAGGAUGAAAGUGGGUGGUGAUCCAGCCAAGGACUGUUUGACAGGCAAGCCUUCAGAGGCCACCUCAGACAGAUCAGAGGGCAGCCGAGAUGGCCAGGGCAGCGAGGAGAACGAGGAGUCAGGCAUCGUGGACUUCGUGGAGGUGACCGUUGGUGAGGAGGACGCCAUCUCAGAGAAGUGGGGUAGCUGGAGUCAGAGAGUAGCAGAAGGCACAGUGGAGCGGGCAGACUCAGACUCUGACAGCACCCCUGCGGAGACUGGCCAAGCCUAGACAGGGCAGCUGGUCUGAACCUCUGCACUGACAAAGGAGAUGCUCUAUCUUUGAAGAAAGAAGCAAGCCCCGCCCCAGCGGCUGUGGGCCACCUCACCAGCGAUUCUGAGCGGAAGUGCUUCAGUGGUGCCUGGAGGCCACAGGAACUCCGGAGCUCUCAAUGUCCCUCCCCGAGGCUGGGUGGGAAUUGUUCAUAGUGCCAAAGUCCUACUACUGCGUUUUCAAUGGGUCCCUGUACAUAGUCUUUGCCUUUGCUCCAGCCCCGCCUCUUGCUAUACUGGAACUGAUUUAUACGAUGUGGGAAUUUUGUUACCUUUUUAAUCGAGGGCAACUUCCUUUUCCAGCACUUCUGUGGUAAGGUGUUUGUGUUUUUUAUCCCCAGGAAGGAGGGCUAACCACAUUGCUUUUCUUUUCUCUUUCUUCUUUUCACUUUAUUAAUGAGGGGGAGGGAGCAUUAGCAGAAGUACCGCUGUAUCUACUGGAUUUUAGGUAGGAUGAAUUUCUUUUUUAAGGUAGUUGGACAUUUGGGAGAUGUCUUGGUGGGAAGGGCUGAGGUUGGUCCUCUGGCUCAAGUCGGAAUGGGCUCACAAGUAGCAUCAAACCCUUCCCCGUUCCCCAGCUGCCUUUUGGGGACCCUGCCUCAGCCCCACACCGUGAGGUGGGGCUGGCUUCUCAACUGCUUUGGAUAAUUGGGGGAACAGGUGGCUGCCCUCUUUACAAAUCUUUUUAACAUACCAGCAGAAAGGGCUCCCAUGGCGGAUGAUGCCACCACUACUCUUAGGAAAUUAAGAGAGAGGUCUUCCUGACUAGAUGGUACCAAGGUAAACAUCUCUGCUUUUCUUUUCUCUUCUCACCGCCUUUUCUUGGUGUGGCUUUUGAUAAGAUUUCAGCUCAGAGCCUCACUACGGAUUGAUUUGUUGUUGUUGUUGUUAUUUGUGUGUGUGUGUGUGUGUGUGUGUGUGUGUGUGUGUGUGUGUGUGUGUGUUGGGUCAAUUUUAGAUACCUGAGUGCACUUUUUUUUUUAGUUAGUCCUAGCUUUUAAAGAAAGAAAGCCAAGAGAUAUAUCUCAUGUAAACGUCAAGACAUGGAUUCUGUUUGCUGUCCUUGUCCCCUUUCCCAUACCCCACAACCCCUUGACCCCACUUGAGUACACUGCACAAAUUAAAUGCUAGGGAGUUUGAAUAAAAGCAGUUUUUCUAACUUGUUGCUCAUUUGUUGUAACUCAAUAAAGCAAAAACUAAACGUUUUUAUAACCUUC
This is a messenger RNA of Arvicanthis niloticus (Nile rat), 4490 nucleotides long. It is a transcript of the gene Zhx2, whose product is annotated as zinc fingers and homeoboxes 2. The record is from RefSeq and is a predicted model, not a curated record. Gene Ontology annotation, biological process: regulation of transcription by RNA polymerase II. NCBI's taxonomy places the organism in Eukaryota, Metazoa, Chordata, Mammalia, Rodentia, Muridae. Gene Ontology annotation, cellular component: nucleus. Gene Ontology annotation, molecular function: DNA-binding transcription factor activity, RNA polymerase II-specific; DNA binding.